UUUGGACCUUAGCUACUAAGUGAACAUCCCCAGGACCCCAAGCAGCAGCGGUUCGGUGUCGCCUGUGCAGAGAGCUGAUCCCCGUCUCAGUAAUAAUGGGUGCGCGGCUCCUUUAAGCGCCUCUGAUGACCUCACAGCUUUACAGGCUUUGUUUGUCCGGAGCUGCAGCUUCAGACGGACCUCAGAGACCACAGGACACCGAUCUUCAGCGCCUUUCUUCGGACACAUUUGCAGCAGACAUGCCGUCCGACAGACCCUUCAAACAGCGGAGGACCUUCGCCGAUCGGUGCAAAGAAGUGCAGCAGAUCCGGGAGCAGCAUCCAAACAAGAUUCCGGUGAUCAUCGAGCGGUAUAAGGGAGAGAAACAGCUUCCUGUUCUGGACAAGACCAAGUUCCUGGUUCCUGAUCAUGUCAACAUGAGUGAGCUGGUGAAGAUCAUCAGACGUCGGUUGCAGCUCAACCCCACCCAGGCCUUCUUCCUGCUGGUCAACCAGCACAGCAUGGUGUCCGUAUCCACUCCCAUCUCUGAGAUCUAUGAGCAGGAGAGGGACGAGGACGGCUUCCUCUACAUGGUGUACGCCUCCCAGGAGACCUUCGGCUGCUAGAGAGGAGGAGGAGGUGGAUGGAUGGGGUGAUGGAGGGGGAGGUCACACCAGAAACCAUCAUGAUCCUCUCCACAUUCAGACUCUUUGGUUUAUUCAGUUCUUAUGACACAAACUGCAGACGCCAGCAGAGGGCGCUCUGCUUACUUUUCCCAAACAGCCAGAGUUGUCAUUUCUUGAAAGAACACAAACUGACCAAUCACGUUAGAGUUUUGAGAAUGCAAAGGUUGAUCUGUGAGUUCUCGUCUCAAACACUAAACAUGUAUCAGCCGCGUAAACACCGCGUCACCUCAUUUCAUCCGUUUCAGCUUUUUCUUUUUAAGUUUUAACUGAACUUUAGUUUGUUUACAGUCAACAUGAAGCUUAACCUUUCACCCCGAGGUCCUCGUCAGUAAUGAUGUGCAAUAUUUCCCCUUGCAUGCCUCACACAGCUGUAAGCACAACACCAUCAUAGCUCACCACGUCUUCUUUUAUUGCCGUAAAUCAGAUUCUGUCUGGAAAAGGGAGAGCCUUGUGCUUCUUUCAUGGCCAGUUAGGGUUAUUGUGGUUUUAGUGUUAAAUGCAGCAGAAACUAUAAUGUUCAGAGCAGUUUACCAAGUGAUGCUGCAGCUUCAGGUGCUGGAUUAAUGGAGUGAAGUUUGACAGGACGCUUCUGGAGAAGCUUAUUGGAUCUCUCCUAGAAGUCAGGAUUCAAUAAAGUCCUCCUGGUCUGUAGAAACACUAAAACACGACAGAUUCAAGCAUUAAACAUUAAGAUAUAUUUAAUGUAAGUAAGAACUGAAUGAGCUUUUUUGCACAUUAAUCAAAUAGUAAAAUUUGGCUUUUUUUCCUUUGGUCUUUUAGAAAAGACUUUAUGUAAUCUUCAUCUUUUUGUACCUGCUCCCAGUCUGCCUUCUUUAACACAAAUUUCUAGAAAACAUUUGUUCUGCAGUACAAACCCUGCAUGUUUUCACUUUUUUAUAGAAAUGUAAACUGAUUUUAUGCCAUAAAUAUAACUGUUUUCUUUUAACCUGGAAAAAGUCUUUUUAGAUGUGUUUUUCCCAAACCAAAAACAUAAAGCUAAGCGUAUGUGUAAAACAAAAUGUGCGUCAUAUAAUCAAGCUGUAUCGCAAUGUCUUUCUUUAGGGUUCCACAAGGUGUCGCUGUUUU
Girardinichthys multiradiatus is the source of this 1751-nucleotide messenger RNA. It is a transcript of the gene map1lc3a, whose product is annotated as microtubule-associated protein 1 light chain 3 alpha. The transcript is spliced from 4 exons. The record is from RefSeq and is a predicted model, not a curated record. Gene Ontology annotation, biological process: macroautophagy; cellular response to nitrogen starvation; autophagy of mitochondrion. Gene Ontology annotation, molecular function: ubiquitin protein ligase binding. Gene Ontology annotation, cellular component: cytosol; autophagosome; autophagosome membrane. NCBI's taxonomy places the organism in Eukaryota, Metazoa, Chordata, Actinopteri, Cyprinodontiformes, Goodeidae. Bases 126 to 605 code for a protein of 159 amino acids.